GUAUCCCACGCAUGCGCGGUACACCGAGGCGUGUGAAACCGGGUGCUGCGCUGACAGGGCCGCAGCCAUCCUUGGUUAGAGUGGGGUUCGAACCGGGACUUUUCGCCUUCGUGGCCCGCGUGCAUUCCAGCCUUGUCCUGUGCUGCUGCAGCAGCUGCCGCCAGCAUGUUCCUCACUCGUUCUGAGUAUGACAGGGGUGUGAAUACCUUUUCUCCAGAGGGAAGAUUAUUCCAAGUGGAGUAUGCCAUUGAAGCUAUAAAGCUUGGUUCCACAGCAAUUGGAAUUCAGACAUCAGAAGGAGUUUGCUUGGCUGUGGAGAAGAGGAUCACCUCCCCGCUCAUGGAGCCCAGCAGUAUUGAAAAAAUCGUAGAAAUAGAUUCUCACAUAGGUUGUGCAAUGAGUGGUUUAAUAGCUGAUGCAAAGACACUAAUUGACAAAGCAAGAGUUGAGACGCAGAACCACUGGUUUACAUACAAUGAAAUCAUGACUGUGGAGAGUGUGACUCAGGCAGUGUCCAAUUUAGCAUUACAGUUUGGAGAAGAAGAUGCUGAUCCAGGAGCUAUGUCAAGGCCGUUUGGUGUGGCACUACUUUUUGGUGGCGUUGAUGAAAAGGGACCUCAGCUGUUUCACAUGGACCCUUCUGGGACAUUUGUACAGUGUGAUGCAAGAGCAAUUGGAUCAGCUUCAGAAGGUGCACAGAGCUCCCUGCAAGAAGUUUAUCACAAGUCCAUGACACUGAAAGAAGCAAUCAAGUCAUCACUUAUCAUUCUAAAACAAGUUAUGGAAGAAAAACUGAAUGCAACUAACAUUGAGCUUGCAACAGUGGAGCCUGGGAUGAAGUUCCAUAUGUACACGAAAGAGGAACUUGAGGAUGUCAUUAAGGAUAUUUGAUGAGCGGGAGGACCUCUCCUGAUCACAGCAAACUGACUCUUCGGUUUUUUCCAGUGCCCGUAACUUUAUUUCAGCAGCACGUAUGCCUGCUCUUAAACAGAGGCUCGAAAGGUUUUUUUUACAGUUUCUGUACAUAAAAAAGAUCUUCAGAAAGAGGAAACUAGAAUAAAUCAUUUUGUUACUCUAA
Molecule: messenger RNA, 1078 nt
Organism: Sphaerodactylus townsendi
Lineage: Eukaryota; Metazoa; Chordata; Lepidosauria; Squamata; Sphaerodactylidae
Gene: PSMA5
Product: proteasome 20S subunit alpha 5
Exons: 9
Coding region: 166-891 (241 amino acids)
Biological process (GO): proteasome-mediated ubiquitin-dependent protein catabolic process
Cellular component (GO): proteasome core complex, alpha-subunit complex; proteasome core complex; nucleus
Source: RefSeq, a predicted model, not a curated record